CCGUUAAGUUCUUCUUCCCUUCGUCUUCUCUCUCGAAGCUUGACGCCCUUCUUUCGCCUUGCCACCUCUCUCUUCGUUGUCAAUUGCCGGUCCUCGAUCCCCCAGAUGGACCGUGGAUCGGCUUCCCAAAACUCCCGCAUGGUGGAGGAGGUCUUCCGCGACAUCAAGAACCGGCGAGCUGGCAUCCUCAAGGCCCUCACCACCGAUUUCGAGGACUUCUAUCAGCAAUGCGAUCCUGCAAAAGAAAAUCUGUGUCUCUAUGGAUAUCCAGAUGAGCAGUGGGAGGUUAGUUUACCUGCAGAAGAAGUUCCUCCAGAGAUUCCAGAGCCUGUUUUGGGCAUUAACUUUGCUAGAGAUGGAAUGGAAAAGAAACCCUGGUUAUCUUUGGUUGCUUUACACAGUGAUGCAUGGUUACUUGCCUUGUCAUCUUAUUUCAGUGGCAGGUUUCAGUUUGAUAAAAAACAUAGGAAGCUUUUAUUAGAUAUGAUAGCUGAUUUGCCUACCAUUUGUGAAGUUGUAAAUGGAAAGAUUCAGGAUAAGACCUCUGGCUCUAAACAGAAAAAAUUGGUACGAACAUUUAGAUGCUAUAUCAUGUAUGAAAUUUCCUUAAUUCUGUAUGCACUUUGAGAUUUCAAUAGGAAGUCUCAACCAAUUAUCAAACAAGUGCAUCUUAUAUAUUAGGUUUCAAUAGAUACAGCAUCACUCUUUCCUCUGUUCAGCCAUGAAUAAAGUUCAUGAUCGUCAAUAUAUAAGGGAGUGUGUAGCUGAGAUUGAUUAUGGUUGAAGUUCAUCGGACUCAUAUCCUUCAUAAUAUUGUCGUUUUGAAGCAUUAUUUAUUGGUCAGUCACAUCAGAGCUUCAUGAUUGUGUAUUUCUCUGGCAAUGCUUGUUCCAGUUCCAAUUAUUCAAAUGUAAGUGUAACAUCUAGUGAUGAAGGAAGAAAUAUGUUGGGUGUACAGAAAAAAUAUAUUGAAUACCAAAUAACAGAGGAGCAUUAUUUAAUCUAGGUUAUGAAAAUUAUGGGCUUGAUCUGACUUAGAUACUACAAGAAUUGAUGCCCCUAUUCAGUGCACAAAUAUUAGUAUUGAUAAGAUAUAUCAUUAUUUAAUCUAUUUGUUAUAUAUUUAUAAUUUGUUUCUUUAAAAUUUUAACUCAUUGACUAUUAGUUACUAUAGUUCUAUUUUUUUAAUGGAAGUAAACAAACUGAGUGAAGAGAAUUUAAGGAUUAAAACCCAUCCAAAUUGAUCCUGAUGCAUUUUGACACGUGUUGAGCAUGUUAAGUGAUGUGUCUGUCUGAGAACCCAAAUCCACCGCAGAACAAUAUAUGGAAAAACCUUGAUUGCGUUGUAGAAAAUAAUAAAUUUAUUCUUAAAAGAUAACAAUAACAUCUUCAUUAUUUGACUUGUAAGUAAUUGAAGCUAGCAAUGAUUUCCUUGAGUCUAUUGGAUUAGUCAUAUGCAUCAAGCUUUCUCGUUUGUUGUUCUCAUUCAUUAUUUCAUUGUUAGUUUAAAUGUUGAUUGACAAGUUAGACAAACAUUAGCUUCGAUAAAAUUAAAAGCACCAUGGACAUUUGCAUUUUUUUUGGGGGUAUUUUUUAACUGAUUAACAAUCAAAUUGAAAAUGAUGGAUCAUAAUAUUAUUAAACAUGCUUAAGUUUCUCUAGCAUAAUGGCCAGCGGUCGAUUCUUAGGAACUAAUGACCUGGGGUUUACUCCACCAUGCGUCUAACGCCUGUGUACUUACAUUUACCUCCCUCCAAAUCCGUGGGGUCGACACUAGGAGGGCCGUUAAUAUAGUGGAUCUACAUUUUAUUAAACAUGCUUAAGUUUAAAAUGCUCUAAUAAAUAUCCUAUUCAACAUUUAUUUUAGCCUGUGUUGUGGCAAACACAUCUUUUGAAUUUUUAAUAAAGCUUCUUGAGAAAAAAAGGGAUUCCUCCAUUAUCAAUAUUUAUAGAGUUGUAUCUCCCUUGGACAUGACGUUUUGUUACCUCUCAGCAAUUUGUUAAUGCAAUUUACUCAAUUUAUUUGACUCUAUAGUCCCACAAAUUUGUUUGUCAUGAAAAUUAGAGAAAAGAAUAAUUAAGAAAUGUUAAUGUUUGAGGGUUUAUUUGGUGCUUUUUAUUCAAUUCAAUGUCUGCAAGAACUGGAUGGUUUAGUCAAUAAAGAAUGACCUGGUCAUCUGGAAGGAAAUACAAUUAUUAUUGUUUCUAAGACAAGAUGAAAUGACAAUACAAACAGUGGUUUCUAGUUUGCUAUUUGGGUUUGAGUACAUAAAUAAUUGAGCUAACAAUAGGAUAGUAUCUAACUGAAACAUGGAUUGAAAUCUCAUUCUUUGUGUCAAUCAAUAUGGGUGAAACUUGUUCUGCUUGUUGAUCGACACAUGGAACAACCUCGAGAUUGCAGCAUGAUGAUAGGCAAUGUUCAUGCAAAGGCUUCACAAUGUUGACGAGGUCGUGUGACAUCUGUGAGUCAAGUGUUAUGGCUCUUCUUCUCCUAGGUUCCUUUAGCAGACAUGUGAGUGCUGACGUCUAUGAGGUAGCCCAAUUCUUUGCUUUCCUCCUUGGUGCCUCCAAGACAACAUGCCAGUAUGCAUGACAUGGCACCAACACUGUCUCAUUUCGAUUAGGGAUCAAAAUCUUAGCUCGAAAUGAGACUUUGGCUGUGAAACUAUGGUUGUCAACAAUGGUCAAUACUGUACUCAAGUUAGACCGGUAUCUGCAAAAGUUAAUCCAAUAUUUCUAGAGCAAUCAGACCUCUCAUGAAGACCAAAGGAAAAUGUAGAAUAACUAGAAAUUUCAUUUUUUUUUCCUAGAAAUGAGUUAGAUGUCACCAAAUAAUGGAUAAAACCAAAAGAAAUUUGAUAAAAUUGAGAGUCAAAUGAAUUGGUUGAAAUGUAAUUGAGUAAUUUCAGUAAAGAUGGUUGAUCUAGUCAACUUCUCAUUGAUCCUAGCUUGAAUCCUAUUAAACUCACACAGGAAACAACAAAGAAUUCCCAAUGGCUUCAACCCUUUGAAUAGCUAACCUUCAUCACAGCUUGAGGUUUAUUAUGUGUUCAGGAUUAUGUCUCCAAUUUUGCUUCCAAUCACAAUAUGACAUCCAUUAAACCUAGCACAUAACUCAUCUCUUUCUUUACUCAUUGUCAGGCAGGUGAAAUUCAAUCAGCUAUUAAACAUUAA
Zingiber officinale is the source of this 3174-nucleotide messenger RNA. Its product is annotated as PHD finger protein ALFIN-LIKE 3-like. The coding region runs from base 106 to 627 and encodes 173 amino acids. The transcript is spliced from 4 exons. Gene Ontology annotation, molecular function: histone binding; transcription cis-regulatory region binding; transcription coregulator activity. The record is from RefSeq and is a predicted model, not a curated record. Gene Ontology annotation, cellular component: nucleus. Lineage: Eukaryota; Viridiplantae; Streptophyta; Magnoliopsida; Zingiberales; Zingiberaceae. Gene Ontology annotation, biological process: regulation of DNA-templated transcription.